Messenger RNA from Rhinichthys klamathensis goyatoka, 4368 nucleotides. Its product is annotated as protein shortage in chiasmata 1 ortholog. The record is from RefSeq and is a predicted model, not a curated record. Gene Ontology annotation, molecular function: single-stranded DNA binding; ATP hydrolysis activity. Gene Ontology annotation, biological process: resolution of meiotic recombination intermediates. The coding region runs from base 84 to 4340 and encodes 1418 amino acids. NCBI's taxonomy places the organism in Eukaryota, Metazoa, Chordata, Actinopteri, Cypriniformes, Leuciscidae. Gene Ontology annotation, cellular component: condensed nuclear chromosome. The transcript has 28 exons.
AAAUUAUGAAAUACUUUAACAAGCUCAUAAACUUUUAAAUAUUGAGGUGUCAUCUGUUGUAGGCCUCAUUCAAACGCAGACUGAUGAUGAACAUGUUGGAACUUCCAGUUCCGUUCCAGCUAGUCAGUAACAUCUACCCUCACAAUGGACACCUGUCAGACAUCGCUUACCGAGUGCCAUGGACGAACAAAAUAUCCAUGGGUACGCUACAAGUGACUGGAUCUGUAAUGGAUUACUUGAAGGCCAGCAUACGUUUCAGUGACUGUUUGGAAAGGCUCAAUGUGUUGCAGACAGGAAGAGGACUAGAGGAAGUGGUUCCCAGCUCUAAUCCUGCCUCUCAGUGCAGUAUUGGGACCUCAGAAGUCCUCUGGCUUUUAGAUGGAGUUGAGAGCGGUGCCAUCAGAUCACCUUGGGAAGAGACUUUCAGUCCAUGUACGCCAGAUGCAUGUUGCUUUACCAGUGAUGAUCUCACUCUGCCAGAGGAGGUGAUAUUCGGUGAUCAUCUGCAGCGGUUCAAAAGCCACAUGCCUCCAUUUCAAACAAUGCUUCAGAGGCUGAAGAUCAUGGCUGUCUCGGAUCCUGUUCUCAAUUCAUCAGUACAUCUUUUAGAAGGGGUUGUUUUUAGACACUGUGCCUCAUACGAUGCAGUUUUAGAUGAAGUAACGGGCGCCACGUUUACUGGAGGAAAUGUUACAGAGGAGUUCAAAAAAGAGGCAGUACUGAACGAAGAAUCACUAAUGUUGCCUGUUGAAGUUUGUAUGGAUUCCUUCCGAAGACAAGAGCCCAUUUUUUCCAUCGCAAAAAUGCAAGAUUUUCUAAAUGUCACCCGAGAACAAAUAGAAGAAUGUUUACCCUUAAAAGAUCUUCUUAAAGAAGCCACCUCUGCUUAUAAACACACGACUGAGUUGGAGGUCCUGCAAAUGGCUGAAAGCAGCUUUGCUAACAUGACCUUUAAGGAGCCAAAGUCUCCAGGUGUUGCUUCAAGGUCUUCUGCUGAGAUGGAAUUAGACCUGCCUCUUUCACCUUGUAAUCAUACGCUGUGUCUACCAGACCUGUUUAUGUCCAGCAGAAAGCUGUCAGCUGAAAUACUGUCACCAGUUUAUAAGCAGCAUUUCAUGUCAGACAGUCAUUGUGAAAAUAUGGAAAAAGCAGUUUGGAUGGCAGAGAAAAAUCUCCAAUGUGUGUCUCAGUCUUUACUUGCUGAACCACAGGUAAAUAAGCCCUUGGUCCACAUUCAGUCACUUCCAGAGCUUCUCACACCACUGAAGGUGGAGAUGGAACCGGUCCCAGAACCUAAAGACAAAAUGGGCCAGUUUCAUCUCACAGACAGUACAGUGACGGUGCCUGAAAACUUCACAAAUCUCUUCAUCUAUACUGAGAAAAUGUCCACAGAAGAAUGCAAGACAGCUGUGAGAGAGUCGCACAUAGAUGAAAUAUUCUCACCACUGUCCAUUAGGAAAAUAGAUGAGUUGCUGGGUGAAUGCCCUUCAGAUGCUGCGCUGCCACCUUCAAGCCAUCCCACUGCAGUUCACCCUUCCCAGAGUAAGCCUCUGCAGUCAGCCGUACCUACACAGGUGGAGAGAGGGACGACUGUGAAGUUCUUUAUAAUGGAGGGCAUGUCUCACCAAGGAGACAGUUCUACAGUGACAACAGCUGGAGGAAUAGACUGUAAAGCUGCAGAGAUAGAGAAACGCAUCUCUAGUCCACCAGAAAAAUGGUUUGGGAGUCAGACAAAUUCCUCCACAUGUCUUUCAGAAAAGCAACACCGCUUUUCUAAAGUGGUCGAGAUGUCUAAGUCGUCUCCAUUGAAGCACUGUGUUAAAGAUAUUGAAGUGAUAUCCGCUAUACACAAACUUCCUGAGAAGUCAGAUCAGAGAAGAGAAAACAUAACCUCUAAAUCAUCUCUGUUAUCAAACUGUUUGAGAGGCAGAAAGGGAAACAAUUCUGUAGUUCAGUCUUACGAAGAUUUGGACCCUUUAUUGUCUUUUGUGGCGGUAAGAACGAUGGAAAAACUUCAGCGGAGCAGUCCAACAUCUGCAGAGGUAACCAGAUGUCAGGAUCCUACUGGAAAAGCUUUGCUAGAUAACAGAAUAAAUGCAGUGAAUCACGCCUCAGAUACAGGAAGGAUUGUCAUUGCCACUGAGAAAACCUUUCCCUGUGAAGAGAUACAAGAGACCAUCAGCAAGAUUGUAUACGUCCAAGCCACAGAGAGUCAGCGAGAUGCAUAUAGGGAACUGCAUGCGUUGGCUCUGCCCUCUCUGGGAAAAAUGCAGAAGUUGGGCAUCUCCGCUUUGAACAACAGAGACUUUGGCACUCUGUCUUCCGAACUCACACGAUUCCUCCUAAAGCAGCAAGACCGAAUGCUUCGGACAGAACAGGAUGCUGACAGUGUGUUUAAUGAGAUGGCACUGCUACAUAUUCUGGUAAUGCUUAAGGAACACGUCCUGUUCAGAUGUGACCUCAACGCAGCCACUGAGUACCUGGCUCAGGCGAAGGACUCCUGUACUCGGAGCUGUUUGGAUGAGCUGUUGAAGAAGUUUGAGGUGUUGCAGUAUCUGAGUCAGAAGAGCCAGGAGUCCAACCCUAAACUACUGGAGCUCCAGGAACAAAUCAACACCUGGAUGAACUCCCACGCCAACCACAACACUAGAGUUCUAGUGUUGACAGUGAACAGUGUAAAUAAAAAGCUGCUCGCAGCUCUCAACCAGGUAUCAGAAAACGCUGUGUCUGAAAUCGUCCCGGAUGAAGGAAAGCUUAAAGUCGUGAGCAGAGAAGUGAUGGACAGACUGUCCUACAGUAGGUGUGUCGUCGUGUGCAGUCAGCACAUUGGUCCUGAUUUCCCAUGGCAGAGUUUCAGCAUGGUGUUUGAGCUUUCCUGUGUGGGCCACUCGCCCUUCGGCAGUGUGUGUUCAGAGAGAAACGUCAACUUUAUCUCCUUCUCCACUGCAGUGCCUGAAACCAUUUCAUCUGCAGCAGAUAUCCCAGAAGAAUCAACUGCUAAAUCAUAUCUGGACACUAUUCCGUUUGUGUUGCUCAUCACUGAUGGUUUACUGAACCGCUUAAAGAUGCAGCGCACACUGCAGACAACAUACAAUAUUGUUCUGCUGGAGAGGAAACACUCUCCAUCUGCACUGCAGCUGGGCGGAACCCAUUAUGAUGUCAUCACUGUGGAUGAGACCACUGCCAUCCUCAUCCAGGAGCUGAGUGAGUUGGAGAAGAAGAUUGGAGAAGCAUCUGAGCGUGUCGUCAAGAGACUCUCAGCCCUAUCUCUGCAGUUCAGCCGUUGCUGGCUCAUCCUGCACUGCGCCGAGAACCACAGGGCACUGAUUUCCAGUAACAUCUAUAUCAAUCUGGUUCACAUCUACUCUGCAUCUGUGUUGUUCGGAAGCAAGUCUGACAAGUUUGAUGUCAAGGUGUUAAUGGUGUGUGAGGAAGAAGAGAUAGCUAGCUACAUCUAUCGGAUCUCCUUACAUACACUGAUGAAUUCAGAGAGAGAUGGACUGAGCUGGUUGGAUAGAGACUGGCUCAGUAUGCAGCCCACAAAGGCAGAGCAUUGCCUAUUGCAGUUUCCCUGCAUUAAUCCUCUGGUUGCUCAACUGAUGUUGAGGAGAGCUCCAUCGCUGCAGUGGCUGCUGGGAGCUUCUUUCUCUGAGCUGCAGGAAAUGUUCCCACAGAUCCCUCACAAAGUCAUUAAGCUUUUCAGUGAUAUUACAACUGAGUCCAAAGUCAAAACGGCCACCAUGAAGAGUGAGAAUACACCCCUCUCACACAAAAACAGCCCAGCUCACCCUCCUCAUCCUCAUCUGCCUCUCUGGACUCAGGAUCUUGAUCCGUUACAUCUGGAGGAUAAGACGCCACGUAGCCAGUUGAUUGCAGGUCAUAACAGAAGAAGAGGAGAGGAAACAUGGAGAAAAAACGAAUUAUCCCUUCCAGAUUCAACUCACUCUCACUCAUUCAACCCCUUUUUGCCAAGUCCAUUCAGCCAAGCUUCAGCUACAGCGAGCGCCUGGCAGCCGCAGGGUGAAGGAUUCAUUCAAAACCCAAAUCUAGUGCCAGGCCGAGCUGUUCCCCGAGGGUCUGCCCGUGUUCCCCUGGCUCCUCUACCCACUCCUGAAGUGCUGGGGUACAGGAACACUGCGUGUGCAUUCAGCUUUAGGCCGCAGGGUCAGACUCACCGGAGCUCACCUGAGAACGAUCCGCCUCACAGGACAGGAGAGGAGAGGAAGAGGCGAGGAGGAGAAGACGCCCAGAGUGUUCCUCCACACAGCAAGAGAGGAAAACUGCUAUAUGAGCGAGUUCCAGGCAGGAAUGAUGGACAGACCAGACUGAGAUUUUUCUGAGAAAGUUUUGCUUCUUUCUCUUCAGUUU